AUGCCGAAGAACAAGGGAAAGGGAGGCAAAAACCGCAAGAGAGGAAAGAACGAAGCCGACGACGAGAAGCGUGAGCUCGUAUUCAAGGAAGACGGUCAGGAGUAUGCCCAGGUGCUCCGUAUGCUCGGAAACGGCCGUUGUGAGUCCAUGUGUAUUGACGGCACUAAGCGUCUCAGCCAUAUCCGUGGUAAGAUGCACAAGAAGGUCUGGAUCGCAGCUGGAGAUAUCAUCCUUGUUGGGCUUCGUGAUUACCAAGACGAUAAGGCGGAUGUCAUCCUUAAGUAUAUGCCGGAUGAGGCAAGGAUGGCGCUGGUGAUGAUUAUAUCGAGUUUGAAGACGAAGACAUCGACAAAAUCUAGGUUUUCAAAUUGUGAUGGAAUGAACAAAAUUGAGUCUGAGGGGAGUUGGGAAAAAUUGAUGUCUUCCAUGGAUCCUACCCCACCACCAUCACCAGAUACUAUAAACUCUGAUAACUCGAUAAGCUCAACAGACAGGCUUAACUUGAACGAUUUGCACACGAUCUUCUAUGAUUGUUGUGAAAAGAUAGCUGAGCAAAAAGGUCAGGUGGAGCGUAUGAAGGAGGAGAUGGGUCGCGAUUACCUUCAUUCUAGGGUGGAUGUCCUUAACAUGUAG
Lactuca saligna is the source of this 633-nucleotide messenger RNA. The record is from the annotation of a GenBank genome assembly. NCBI's taxonomy places the organism in Eukaryota, Viridiplantae, Streptophyta, Magnoliopsida, Asterales, Asteraceae.